CGGGGAGGGGAGACCUGGGGUAAUAACCGAGCCCGCUGACACUACCUCGGGCGGGCUGGGACUCCGGGGACCGCAAGGCGGGGUUCUGGGUGGGUGGACGCGGGCUGGUCUCCCAGGUCUGGUUGCGCGCUGCGUGGGAUCCCGCGUCGCCCAGCGCUGACUCCGACUCCGGGCCUGGCCGGCGGGCCGCCCAAAAACAGGCUCGCUCGGCGUCCUUGACCAACCCGGCCACGUCUCGCAGGUGACACCCCUGCCGGGGGACCUCCGGGCACGCUCGCGGGUCUUGGGGAGGACGCCUGACUUUGCCACCCCGCAGCUACUGCUUUCGAGAAAUGGGGCAUAGUAACAGUACUUUGAAGGGGUCGUUGGUGAGGGGGUCGACGGAGAAAAGGCCAACGUGUGACUCCAGGCCCGGCAUGUGGGAAUUCCAAUCUGUGUGUGCACCUGACCCCACCUCAGCCAUGGCCCUGCUCAGUAUCAAUGAACUACCUGAGAACAUCCUGCUGGAGGUAUUCAUACAUGUGCCCGCCCGCCAACUGCUACGGAGCUGCCGCCCUGUCUGCAGCCUCUGGCGUGACAUCAUCGACCUCAUGACCCUCUGGAAGCGCAAAUGCCUGCAGGAGGGCUUCAUCACCAAGGACUGGGAUGAGCCUGUGGCCGACUGGAAGAUCUUCUUCUUUCUGUGCAGCCUGCGCAGGAACCUUCUACAAAACCCAUGUGCUGAAGAGGAGAUGAAAUCCUGGAACCUCGACUUCAAUGGGGGCCACCGCUGGAAGGUGGAGAGCCUUCCUGGAGCCCAUGGGACAGAUUUCCCCGACCUGAGAGUCAAGAAGUAUUUUGUCACAUCCUUUGAGUUAUGCCUCAAGUCCCAGCUGAUUGACCUUAAAGCUGAGGGCUACUGGGAGGAGCUACUGGACAGGUUCCGGCCUGACAUCGUAGUCACAGACUGGUUCGCUCCCAGAGCAGACUGUGGCUGUACCUACAACAUCAAAGUAAAGCUGCUCUCAGCCGACUACAUCGUUUUGAAAUCCUUCGAGCCCCCACCUGUGAACAUCCAACAGUGGAGCGAUACCAAGUGGACAGAGGUCUCCCACACCUUCUCGGAUUACCCUCCAGGUGUCCGCUACAUCCACUUCCAGCACGGAGGCAAAGACACCCAGUACUGGGCAGGCUGGUACGGGCCCCGCGUCACCAACAGCAGCGUCACCGUCAGCUCUAAGAUGGCCAGGAGCCCGGCGCCCUCCACCUCUCAGCCUGAGACCACGCAGGGAUAGGAGGCAGCUGCCCGCUUCGCCUCCCCACGUCGUCUACAGGCCUUUCUGAUCAGUCUGUCAGAUGACAGCCAUUUCUCCGUCUUCUGUCUGGGUUAGCCUAGUACGGAAGUCCCCUCCAGGCCAGAGCUGAGCCUACAGUGGGCAGUGAGAGCCCCUGUCCCAAGACCUGCCCAGUUCCAACUUUGGCAAACCCACCAGUUUGUGGUAACUUACUGUCACAUAGCUGACAUUUUGUUAAUGUUUUUAAUAAAACCAGCCUGGGGUUGGGUCUAGGAGUGGCGGGUAAGGGGUCCCUGGCACUUUGGUAGAGAACCAGCCCCUUACCCAGAUUAAUUUGGCUGUACCUGCCCCAGUUAGUGACAGCCCAGGUCAGCCCUUGGGGCGCCUUUAUUGAAACAACUCACAGGACUGUAUUUGAGACAGACAGUGUUGGCCGGUUGAACCCCAAAAGGCUGAGAAAUCGAGGUCCCAGCACCCUUCCUGCCCUCCUGAGGAGAAUUCCUCCAUGAAGGCAACCAGACCUGAGUAGCCCCGGGCUGGAGGGUGGGCAGUCCAUACACAGAGGCAAUAAGAGCACUUGGAAUCAGGGUGGCCCUGCAGCGCUGCCCUAGGCUGGGGGCCCCCAAAGUCCGACAACUGUGGCAUCCGUGCGGAGCGGAAACACCCUCAGCUGCUUUUAUGAGCGCGUUCUUCCACGUACAGCUGCAUCUAAUGGACAGGAACAAACAGCCAUGUCAGGUGGACAGUAAGGGUCCUGGCAGGGUGGGGUUACCUGGCCACAGCCUGGCGUUAAGGGAAAGGACAGAGGUGGAAGGAGAGAGCUGCACGCCAGGCAUUCCUUGGUAGUUUCCCCUAGCCUUGUCCUCAAGGCCUCAGCAAACCCUGAAUAAAGCUUACCCGGUUCCCAUACGCUCACCUUUAA
Messenger RNA from Hipposideros armiger (great roundleaf bat), 2196 nucleotides. RefSeq names its product F-box protein 6 (gene FBXO6). Gene Ontology annotation, cellular component: cytoplasm; endoplasmic reticulum quality control compartment; SCF ubiquitin ligase complex. Gene Ontology annotation, molecular function: protein binding; ubiquitin protein ligase activity. Lineage: Eukaryota; Metazoa; Chordata; Mammalia; Chiroptera; Hipposideridae. The transcript is spliced from 6 exons. The record is from RefSeq and is a predicted model, not a curated record. The coding region runs from base 333 to 1274 and encodes 313 amino acids. Gene Ontology annotation, biological process: ERAD pathway; SCF-dependent proteasomal ubiquitin-dependent protein catabolic process; glycoprotein catabolic process.